This is a messenger RNA of Betta splendens (Siamese fighting fish), 3129 nucleotides long. RefSeq names its product VPS37A subunit of ESCRT-I (gene vps37a). Gene Ontology annotation, biological process: protein targeting to membrane; protein targeting to vacuole; ubiquitin-dependent protein catabolic process via the multivesicular body sorting pathway. Gene Ontology annotation, cellular component: ESCRT I complex. The transcript has 12 exons. NCBI's taxonomy places the organism in Eukaryota, Metazoa, Chordata, Actinopteri, Anabantiformes, Osphronemidae. The record is from RefSeq and is a predicted model, not a curated record. Bases 662 to 1834 code for a protein of 390 amino acids.
UAUUUCUAGUUCACUCUUGAAGCGUCUCUGAAUCAUACACUAAAUGUGUAAGUGUGUGUAAGAAUGUCCGUCAGAGACCGUAUCAAAUAUAAUUUCAAAUUUGAGUUUAUAAUAUUAGUGAUAAAUACUAUAGAAAAAAAAACGUCAUUAAUUCAAUGGAUGCAGCGCUCUAUAAUCUUUGAUGUAAACUCAAGGCUUAAGUUUAUAUCAAAAUCUAGGGGUUCGAAAGUCGUUAAAUGUCAGGUUUGAUAAAUACUUUUUUAUUAUUUGAGUUGAAAACAGGAAGUUGCGUUGGACGUAGACGUUAGCGUGUGACGCAGUACGUAAAUAAGUUGAUCAGCCUUUCGCUCGUGAGGUUGUUUUCCUUUAGCUUAAACAUUUCAGUAAUAUUAAUCGCAGGACUGAAACUACACACAGAUAUAUUCAGCUAAUUGUUACUGAAUUGCGAUUUAAACCGACACUUGACGACAUGCCAUCUGACUUUGUGGUGUAAGGAUAACUACAAAGUGCGGAUCAGACGGAGUCGUUGCUCAAACAGCUAACCGGGGUUAGCAGCGCACGUCUCCACCCCGUGUGCGCCAAAUGAUCACUGUGCCUUCUGUUUCGUCUGGAGUCGGCCUUUAGUUUCACCGAGUUCACACCGUGGUUUCGCCAGGAGAGGAUGAACUGGCUUUUCCCUUCGUCCAAAGGUUCCGGACCGCUCCCUCCUCUGAACAGCCUACAGCAACAAAGACAGCGGCAGAUCGAGUCACUCAAAGCAGCUCACCCCAGCCUUGCAGAGAUCCAGAAGGAUGUGGAAUACAGAAUACCAUUCACAAUCAACAACUCCACCAUUAAUGUUAACAUUUUACUACCUCCUCAGUUCCCUCAGGAAAAGCCAGUAGUCAGUGUCUACCCCCCUGUUGGUCAUCAUUUAGUUGACAGCAAUAAUGGCACCAUUGUCACAAGCUCCCUCAUCACUAAUUUUGGGAUGCACUCUGACCUGGGUAAGGUCAUUCAAAGUUUGUUGGAUGAGUUCUGGAAAAGUCCCCCAGCCUUGGUAACUACUGGAUCUGGCUUUCCAUACAGUAUGUACAAACCACCAGGCAUCGCUCCUUUCCCUAAUCAGCCUUUCCACUACGGUGCUCGACAUGUUGGUUCCAGUCAGACGCCACCCUCUGGUCCAGGCCCAGCUCCCACGCCUCACCAGGUGGCUGAGAGUGCUCAUGGACCCUCUCGAGCUCCAGCACCAUAUGGACUCAUUUCUGACCUGCCCCUGCCUGUACCCACUGGAGACGCUCAGGCUGGACUCAAUGGACACAUGUACAAGAUGCCAGAGAUUCCUGAGUCUUUUCCUGAACUCUGUGACAUGAGCCUGACCAAGUUGUCAGACAUGUCUGAAAAUGAGGAUGUGUUACUUGAAUUCUUUGUGAGUUUGCCACAGCUCAAACAGGUUGCUAGUGAUAAAGAAGAGCUUGUCAACAGCAUAGUGGAAAUGGCUAAGAAAAACCUUCAGAUGGAGCCACAGCUGGAAGGGAAAAGACAAGAAAUGUUCUAUAAGUACGAACAGUUAACUCAAAUGAAAGCAGCCUUUGAGACAAAGAUGCAGAGACAGCAUGAACUCAGUGAGAGUUGCAGUUUAAGUACUUUACAGGCUCGGCUAAAAGUAGCAGCCCACCAGGCAGAAGAGGAGUCAGAGGUGACGGCUGAAAACUUUCUUGAAGGACGAACAGAUAUAGAUGAAUUCUUGACCAGCUUCAUGGACAAAAGAACGCUUUGCCACAGCAGAAGGGCAAAGGAGGAAAAGUUGCAACAGUCCAUAAACACACAGGGACCGUUUCCUACAAGCCACUAAAACCCAAGGUUUGGACUUUCUCAGCCAACUGCUGCCAGCUCAAAAGAUACACACAUUAGAAUGGAUGAAAAGCACACAGAGUCAACGAUGGGCACUGGAGAAAUAGCCAGAUGCUGAUGGCAGUGGUGAGCUGAAAGAUAAAACGAACCCGUUUUGCUCAAAUCUGAGCCAAACAAACUGUUGAAUCGUGCAAAAGCAUGAUUUACAAACUUUUAAGUCACCAUAGGAGGCCAAAACUGGAUAAAUUGCUGACAAAUGUCUCUCCACCUAAGAUUUGCUCACGCUGUGGAUAUGUUAUAUUCAGGUCAGUUUGUCCAGUUUUGACUUUGAGGUAGUGACUAAGAGUUGUGGUGUAUCCAAGAUUUAAGUCACAGCACCUGAUGUGAGUGGUUAAUGUUGAGGAAAUACAUUUGAAGGAAAUUACAAAUAGCUUUGGAGAAUACAGGUUUACAUUCUCCCCUGCAGACAAGUGUAUGUUGCUGUAAAUUAAGAGUUAAAAUGCUAACAUUGGUUCUUUGUGUACAAAGAUGAGUCCUGCUCCUUUGAAAGCUUGAUCUGAAACACUUAAAGUACAUAAAUCUAAUUAGGGGAAUACAAAGGGAUUCCUGGUCAGAGAGGCAAUUUCAGGAGACCUGUAAUUUGGCCUGAUAAAAUUUAAAUUUGAUUUUUUUAAUGUUUAAAAAAGUUUCUUUAACAAAGCCUAAGCCAGUGUGUUUUCACCAACAUGAAUAAUUUGAUUAAGCACGUUAAGGUGGUACACCGAUAACACUGUUAUUAUUAAUUUACUGUAUGUGGCUACAAUUUUUUUUUUUUUUUUUUUUCAAAAAUAGGAUGGACAAGUCUUUGUCGUUUUAAGUGGCUGUUAUCCCUCCAGUGAUGUCACUUUCUUUUUUUUUCUGUGGUUCACUGGUAAAACAUAUAAUUAUUUUUUCAGAUAUUUGGUCCAUUUAACAAACAAAUUUAGAAAAGUCAGUUUCUGGCUUUCUGACUCCUGUAAACAGAGUAAACGGUUUGAUCGUGGUGUUACCUUAAUACUGCGCUGUGAAUAAUUGACUUAUUUGUGUGGCUGUAAAUACACUAGUGUCCCUGAAGAACAGAAUAACUAAAGUAAUGAUGAGGACCCUCAAACUAUUUGGGUUAUUGUGGUGGAAUAUUAGAUGCUGCAGUAAAAUGCGAUGACAUUGGAUACUGUAUUUAAAUGUUUAUAAUAGGCUAUAUUGUAAUCAAAGACUCAAGACACCUUGUAUUAUAUGUUCUUAUUUAAUUUGUUAGAUUAAUAAAGGCUUUAGAAUAAA